Messenger RNA from Penicillium canariense, 840 nucleotides. RefSeq lists its product as uncharacterized. NCBI's taxonomy places the organism in Eukaryota, Fungi, Ascomycota, Eurotiomycetes, Eurotiales, Aspergillaceae. Gene Ontology annotation, molecular function: transmembrane transporter activity. The record is from RefSeq and is a predicted model, not a curated record. The transcript has 3 exons. Gene Ontology annotation, cellular component: membrane. Gene Ontology annotation, biological process: transmembrane transport. Bases 1 to 840 code for a protein of 279 amino acids.
AUGUUCUUGAUUUCUUUUGUCUCACUACUUGCCCGGUCGCACCCGAAACAGUCGAGUACCUUCGUAUGGGUCACAUUUAUUAACGAAACCGGCUGGCCUGACGGAGUUUGCUUCCUAUCCGGACUUUCUACAUCCUGUUAUAUGUAUAUCGGCCUGGAUGCCUCCAUGCAUAUGGCGGAAGAAUGUACCGAGCCAGAACGAACAGUACCCCGGACGAUGUUAGCGGCGAUUGGAAAUGGGUUCGUCACUGGGUUCGCCUACACCGUUGCGUUGCUCUACGGAAUUACAGAUAUUGGAGUAAUGAACGCGGACGGUUCCACUAGAUGGAUCCCUUAUCUUCUCAAUGUUCAGAUUUUGCGAUCAACAACAAUGGCCAAUGCAUUUUCAAUACUCAUGGUGAUCGUGGGGGUGUUUAUCAUCAUUGCUGUGCAAGAGACCUCUAUUCGGCUGGCAUGGUCCUUUGCGCGUGAUGAAGGCCUUGUCUUCUCAAAGUACCUGCAACGGGUUCAUUCCAAACUCGAUGUCCCUAUUUUUGCACUAAUUCUCACCUGGUCUCUGGUGUUUAUUUGCGGUCUGAUCUAUCUGGGCUCCGCCACAGCGGUGAAUGCGCUCAUUGGAUCAGCCGUCAUUCUUCAACAGCUGUCAUUUGUGAUCCCUGUUGUACUGCUGCUAUACCAGAAACUGUCGAAGCGAUUUUUGCCGACAAAGCGAGCUUUCAAGCUACCUGAGAUCCUGGGUUGGCUGGCCAAUAUAUACGUUGUGGUGUUCACCAUUGUCACGCUCAUCUUUUUCAAUUUCCCCAUUUUCGUCCCAACCGACUCUUUUUCGAUGAGUAAGUGA